Molecule: messenger RNA, 276 nt
Organism: Acaulospora colombiana
Lineage: Eukaryota; Fungi; Glomeromycota; Glomeromycetes; Diversisporales; Acaulosporaceae
Source: the annotation of a GenBank genome assembly
AUGUCGGAGAUUACAACCUCCAAGGUUGGGAGCGGCAGAGGUAAUGUACCAAUCACUUUGAGCGACGCAUACUUCAUGUCGUACACAACUCAACGACCACUAUCCUCAGUAAGGCCUGCAUCCGAGCCAAGGCCAGCAGUAGGCGACAGCUCCAUUAGGGGUCGCCUCUGCCGUGGUAGUCGGCAAAUCGAAUCCGGGGUUUGGGUUGGGGACUGCCACAGGAGCGGCGACGGUGACCAGAGCGGUCGCGACGAGAACGGUGAUGAAACGGACUGG